Molecule: messenger RNA, 791 nt
Organism: Alexandromys fortis (reed vole)
Lineage: Eukaryota; Metazoa; Chordata; Mammalia; Rodentia; Cricetidae
Product: serine/arginine-rich splicing factor 3-like
Biological process (GO): mRNA splicing, via spliceosome
Cellular component (GO): nuclear speck
Molecular function (GO): RNA binding
Source: RefSeq, a predicted model, not a curated record
UGGACGCCAGGGCAUUGAGAGCAUCUGCGGAAGCAGAUCGCGAGGGUGCGGGUGGGCCUCGUUGGAGUGUUGGGAUUUGAGCUGCGGUUCUCGAACCCAGGAUCUCGAAAUGCAUCGUGAUUCCUGUCCAUUAGAUUGUAAGGUGUAUGUAGGUAAUCUUGGGAACAAGACUGAAUUAGAACGGACAUUUGGCUAUUAUGGACCGCUCCGACGUGUGUGGGUUGCUAGAAACCCUCCUGGCUUUGCUUUUGUUGAAUUUGAGGAUCCCCGAGAUGCUGCUGACGCUGACCGAGAGCUAGAUGGAAGAAAACUAUGUGGCUGCCGAGUAAGAGUGGAGCUGUCGAACGGUGAGAAAAGAAGUCGGAAUUGUGGCCCCCCUCCCUCUUGGGGUCGUCGCCCUCGAGAUGAUUACCGUAGGAGGAGUCCUCCACCUCGGCGAAGAUCUCCAAGAAGGAGAAGCUUCUCUCGAAGCCGGAGCAGGUCACUUUCUAGAGAUAAGGAGAGGUCUCUGUCUCGUGAGAGAAACCACAAGCCGUCUCGAUCUUUCUCUAAGUCUCGUAGCCGAUCUAGGUCAAAUGAAAGGAAGUAGAAGACCAGUUUGCAAAAGAAGUGGUGUACAGGAAGUAACUUCAUUUGACAGGAGUAUGUACAGGAAAUUCAAGUUUUGUUUGAGACUUCAUAAGCUUGGUGCAUUGUUAAGAUGUUUUAGCUGUUCAUGUUCCCUUAAGCAAGAUUGAAUUUGCUUUGAACUUUAGUUUUUCAUAGACUGAAAUAAACCUAGAUCCUGCCCA